Messenger RNA from Mercurialis annua (annual mercury), 1464 nucleotides. Its product is annotated as protein BREVIS RADIX-like. The coding region runs from base 241 to 1287 and encodes 348 amino acids. Lineage: Eukaryota; Viridiplantae; Streptophyta; Magnoliopsida; Malpighiales; Euphorbiaceae. The record is from RefSeq and is a predicted model, not a curated record. The transcript has 7 exons.
UUGUCUGUACGUUUGGUUCGACAAAAUCCGAUUCUUUUCCCUUUUUAUUACAAAAACUUGGUGAAUUUUCUCUUUUCUUCUUCUUCUUCUUGUCAUAAAUUAUUUAUGGAAAUCAACCCCAUUCAAGGGAUUUGAUUCACCACCAUUCUCAUUUCGAUGAUUUAAGGUGAUAGUUGAUGAAAGCUGAUUUGAAUUUAUAAUAUUGAAGAAGGGAAAUCAGAGGGGUAGAAGAGUAAAAAGAUGUUUACAUGUAUAGCCUGCACAAAGCCCGGAGCUGAGGAAGGUGAAGAAGCAGCCCGUGGUACUCCCUCUACUAAAGAAGCCGUCAAAAGCCUGACGGCGCAGAUAAAAGACAUUGCACUUAAAUUCUCGGGUAAGCAAUGCAAGCCGUGCACGGGAUCCAGCAGUUAUAGGAAAGGACAGAGACCUUACCCGGACUUUGAUGUGGCUUCUGAAGGCGUUCCUUACCCCUAUUUCGGAGGUGGAAGCUCGAGCUCGACGCCUGCAUGGGAUUUCCCAAGUGCAGGUCACCAUAGGGGCCCAAGGGGUGACUCAAGAUUUACCGGGGUAUUGAGUGGUGAUCAGACUCCAAGGGCAGAUUCUUGUGAUGUCUUGCUGGAAGAGGAUGAAUCUAAGGAGUGGAUGGCGCAGGUUGAGCCGGGAGUUCACAUCACUUUUGUGUCUCUUCCUAAUGGGGGAAAUGAUUUAAAGCGUAUUCGCUUCAGCCGAGAGAUGUUUAACAAGUGGCAAGCCCAGCGAUGGUGGGGUGAGAACUAUGAUAGAAUCAUGGAGCUUUACAAUGUCCAGAGAUUUAACCGUCAAGCUCUUAAUACUCCGCCGAGGUCUGAGGAUGAGCAAAGAGAUUCUUCUUAUUCAAGAUUGGGAUCUGCAAGGGAAAGCCCUAUGGUCCCAUCAUACACACCAAGAAAUCACUACAAACCCUCGGGAAGUAGAGGGUAUUUUCCAUCUGACGUUAUGGAACAAGUUGGCGGCCAAAAUUACCAUGCGGGUUCGAGUGGGCCAAGAGGUGAGGCAUCUUCUCUGGAUGCAUCAAGGACAACAACAUCGUCUAGAGACGAGCCUUCUGUAUCUGCUAGCAAUGCUAGUGAUCUCGAAUCAGAAUGGGUCGAGGAAGACGAGCCUGGUGUGUACAUUACUAUCAGACAAUUAGCGGAUGGCAACAGGGAGCUACGGAGAGUGAGAUUCAGCCGGGAAAAAUUCGGAGAAGUGCAUGCGAAGACAUGGUGGGAAGAGAACCGAGAAAGAAUACAAACUCAAUACCUAUAAAUAGAAUUUACAAUGUUAGCAGUUGAAUUCAGGGAAAGAAGAAAAGUUUUGUCAUUACCUAUGAAGGUUUUUUCAUUAUUAAUUCUUUUUACAGAGAUAUGGCAUUGCAACAUAUACUGUCACACUCAUUUCUUUAUAAUGCCAAGUUUACUAACAUGGUUUCAGGUUUUGUCUCAA